AUGAGAAUCGAUAGUGUAUCAGGUAGUGUUAAAAAAACAGUAACUUCACCAGUUAAAGCCCAACAUUUUAAUAAGAUCAGCAAGCCAACAUCGACAUCGACAUCACCAUCAUCAACAUCAACAUCAACAACAACAUCAAUUCCAACAAUGGUUAAAGAUAAUUCAUUUAGAGCUUUAGAUACAUUAAAUAAAAGAGCCCCAACUGCCCCAAGUAGUGAUCCAGUUAAUUCAUCAAUUGAAGUUAAAUCAUUAAGAUCAUUCUAUGAACAAUUAUCAAAUAAAAAUAAACCAACUACAAAUACACUCAAUAGAACAACAGCUGCAACUGCACUUAAAAAAGUAUCACCAAAGAAAGCCACCAGCACAGUUACAACACCAGUAACAGUUAUUAACUCUUCUCAAUCACAACAAAUAUCAGCAGCUAAAAGGUUAUCAAUUCAAAAGAAGCAGCAAAAGAAAGAACAAGAAGAAAGGGAAUCUCAGUUAAGGGAAGAAAAAGAACAAGAAGAAAAAGAACAAGAAGUAAAAGAGGAGCACGGAGAACAAGAACAAGAAGAAAAUAAAGAAAAUCAAAAUAAAGAAAACAUUAUUGAACAACAACCAACUAAAUAUCAUGGUACACCAAUUAAAUCAAUUCAAACUAUUAUUCCAAAGUCUCCAAGCAAAGAUUCUCCAAUGAGACUCCACGAUUUAAUGAAGUCCAACGAUGGUAACAAUAGUAGUGGCAAUAUUGGUAGCAAUUCGACCACACCUAGCAAAAUUGGUGAGAUGGCACAAAAGCUUAGAGAAACUGUCGAGGUUUAUAGAAAUAAAAUUUCAAGUCUCGAAGAAAAACUAGAAAUUACAGAGGUAGAAAAUAACACACUUAAACAACAACUUCAACUUUUAAAACAACAAUACAGUAUUGACACAUGCUCAUUAAUGGAUAUUAUUAAUGAACAAGAUUCAAAACUUCAACAAUUAAUUCAAGAGCAACAAGAAAAAGAAAACAAACAAAAGGAAAAAGAAGCUAAUAAAGAGGUUGCCGAUGAACAAGAAAGUAUAAUUGAAAGAGAUCAAAUGGAAUCGUCAUCAUCAGACAAUGAAAGUGAGGAAGAGGAAGAUGAUAACACCGAAUUAGAAACAGAACAAAAAGAUAAGGCCAUGAAGGAUAAAGAAGAAGAAGAGUCAGAAUAUGAAUCAUCAGAUUAUGAUGAAGAAGAAAAGAAUUUAUUAAUUGAAAAAUUAAAAGAAAAGAUUGAAGAGUUAGAAGAUGAAAAAGAAGAACUUGAAAAGGAUUUAUGCGAAGCUGAACAAUAUGGUCAAGAUCUUCGUGAGGAUAAUAGAAAACAUUUAGAAAAGGUUGAAAGCUAUAAAAAAGAGAUCCAUGAAUGCCAAUCAAUGGUUAUUUACUAUAAAGAACAACUUGAACAACAGAUACUCGAUUCAGCAAUUUAUAAGAAUAAGCUCGAUGAUAAGAAUAGAGAGAUCAUGAAAUAUAAAGAAAGAAUUGAAAAUUUCGUUUCAAUGAUGGAUUUACAAAAGAAAUUAAACGAUAGCGCAAUGGAUAACGAAGCACCAUUAUCAGUUCCAAUUCAAUCAAAUGCUUCACUUUCACCACUUAACCGUUCAUCAUCUAUGCAUUCACCAACUAAAUCACGUGAUAUUGUAACUCCAACUAAAUCAUUAUCAUCAUCAUCAUUAUUAUCAUUAGCAACCUCGAAUAGUGGUAACAAUUUAAUGAAAUCACUUCAACAACCAUCCGGUAUCUCAACACCAAAUAAAGUUGUUAAAAGACCAUCAUCAAUUAACACACCAUCAAAUACUUUUGGUAAAAGACAAUCAUCAACCAAUAUUACAACACCAUCGAAAUUAUCAAGUUCAUUAUCAUCAUCAACUAGAUUAUCCUCAUCAUCUUCAAGAAACUCAACAGUAUCAUCUUAUCAAGCUACUGGUAAAUCUAGAACCCCAAGAAAAGUUAUUCAAAAUCCAUCUAGUUUUACUGAUUACAUUUAA
Molecule: messenger RNA, 1995 nt
Organism: Dictyostelium purpureum
Lineage: Eukaryota; Evosea; Eumycetozoa; Dictyosteliales; Dictyosteliaceae
Exons: 2
Coding region: 1-1995 (664 amino acids)
Source: RefSeq, a predicted model, not a curated record